CUGGCUGUACUAUGACCGUUAACUUCUUCACUUCGCUUCACUUCGCUUCACUUCCAUCCAUUUUUACCCAAAACCAAACAGAAUCCCAAAACUAUGCUCACAUAAAGCUCCCCACUCAACCUUAAAAUCCCCAUGGCUUCCAUUUCUAAACCACCGCCUUGUUUCCAUCCUUUCUCUGCCCGUAUCUCGUUCACUGCUUCUCCGCUUACCUUAUCGUUUCCCCACUGUCACUGGAAAACGCCCCCGCUUCAGCUUCGUGCUUGCGCCAUAAGAACCGGUUCCGGCGGUAAUAGAAUUGGAAGCUUGGAAUCUUCAGGCUCUGAUUUGCUUAGGAAGCCCAGUAUACUGCCGGACAAGGACCCCGGUGGAGUUUCAGAAGAAAAAGAAGAAGACGUGCAAAGGAACGCAAGUUAUAAGGAGGAGGCUGAAGUGGACGAAUGGGUCGAUUGGGAGGACCAAAUUCUUGAGGACACUGUUCCGCUCGUUGGCUUCGUUAGGAUGAUUCUUCACUCUGGCAAAUAUGGGAGUGGAGAUAGAUUGAGUCCUGAGCAUGAGAGGACUAUUCUUGAGAGGUUGCUUCCAUACCAUCCAGAAUUUGAGAAAAAAAUGGGCUCUGGAAUUGAUUAUAUUACAGUAGGAUAUCAUCCUGAUUUUGAAGGCUCGCGAUGUUUGUUCAUUGUUCGAAAAGAUGGAGAAUUAGUUGAUUUUUCGUAUUGGAAAUGCAUAAAGGGCCUGAUUAGGAAGAACUAUCCCUUGUAUGCUGAUAGCUUCAUUCUCAGACAUUUUCGCCGGCGUAGGCGGAAUGGGUGAGGAAGCAGUUGUUGCAGAUUCUUGAAGUUGGGAUUCUUGGGGGUAGAAUUAUUUUCCUGGAAGACAAAACCCAAGGCUGACCAACUGGGAUUGGGGUAUUUAAUUCACACCAAAAAGCUCAGCUGUCUUUCACUCACUAUUUUGCUGGAUCUUAAAUGAUAGGGAUAAUAGUUUACUCAUAUUUCACUUUUGCUCAGCUGUUGCUUCUGCAUAUUGGCUGCCUCCCUCUCCACCAUGGUCUUCCCCUCUCUUGCUUUCUGUGUGAUAGAUUUGGUCCCCAGCUACCUCCCUCCCUCUCUGUCUCUCUCUUUUUUUAAUAUUUGCCUCCAAUCAUGCUGAACAUGCCUAUUUUCCAGAGAACUAUUUUAGCUCAAAUGUUUGUGGCUUUGAAGUCAAGAGGUUGGCCCGAAUUCUUUCUUCUGUUAGGAAUAUUUUAUGAGAACAAACUGCCUAUCUCCAGUUUAUAAAUUAAAAUACAAUUGUGACAUGGAUACAUUUUCCUUCUUAACAUGGAUAGCAAAUGUUAGCUGCC
This is a messenger RNA of Carica papaya (papaya), 1342 nucleotides long. Its product is annotated as DCL-like protein. The record is from RefSeq and is a predicted model, not a curated record. Lineage: Eukaryota; Viridiplantae; Streptophyta; Magnoliopsida; Brassicales; Caricaceae. Gene Ontology annotation, cellular component: chloroplast. Gene Ontology annotation, biological process: chloroplast rRNA processing; chloroplast organization.